Molecule: messenger RNA, 1794 nt
Organism: Erigeron canadensis
Lineage: Eukaryota; Viridiplantae; Streptophyta; Magnoliopsida; Asterales; Asteraceae
Exons: 4
Coding region: 1-1794 (597 amino acids)
Molecular function (GO): zinc ion binding; nucleic acid binding
Source: RefSeq, a predicted model, not a curated record
AUGUGUUCUACAGCUAAGAAAAUGUGGGGUACUUUGACUGUCAUUUUUGUAGGAUGCUCUACCUCCAUGGAAUCUACCAUUACCACCUUAACCAGGAGUUAUGAGAGAUUUUUCUCUUUGAGAAAUGAAUCCUUGACUGACACUCAUACCCGUUUUAAUGCUUUGGUUAAUGAUCUAGUUGUUGUUGGUAUUACUAAGAAAAAUGAAAUUUUGGAAAGCAAAUUUUUAGACUCAUUACCACCAAAGUGGAACAAUUAUAUUUCUUCUGUGAAACUAAGUUCUGUAUAUCAUGAUCUUGAUCACCCUGGACUUUUUGGUUUGCUCCAUAACCAAGAGUGUUCAGAGGCUGAAAAGUUGAUUGCUAUGGAUGAUUCUUAUAGUCAGCCUCCUACUGCACUUGUUGCUUCCAUGACUGACCACCCUAGCUCAAUAUCUAAUGAGAUCAUUCCUUGUGUCAAUGAAUCUAUACCUGUUUAUUCUGAAUCUGAAUGUAAUGAAUUUGAUGGUGAGGAGAUAGCCAAUGAAGUGGCUAUGUUGGCUGAUAAGAUAAGAAGGAGAUCUUUUGGUAAGUUCAAAGGAAAAGGAAAAAGUGGAAAAGCUGAUAAGACUAAGAAGUCUUAUGAUAUGUCCAAAGUCACUUGCUACAAGUGUGGUAAGACUGGACAUAUGGCUGGUGAUUGUAGAUCCAAAGAGUCUUCACAAGCUGUGUCAUCCAAAAGUGGAAGAAGUGAAAAAUACUCAAAACUCAAGACUAAAUACAAAGCUCUCAAAGCACAAGUUGCUGAGCUGAGUAAGAAGAUUGAGAAAGAUGAGAAGAGUCUGAUAGCCAAAUAUUGGACUGAAAGUGCUACCUCUUCAGAGGAUGAGGAGUACACUAAUGAGAAAUGUCUCAUGGCUAAAGAGAAGUUUGUAGAAGAUCUCAUCAAACUGCAAGAGCAAGUUGAGUCAGAUCACAAAGCAUCUACUAGUCAGACCACACCACCUGAGCCUCCUUCUCCACCUAAGAUACAAACCAAAGGAAAGAAUUCUAAACCAAUCAAGUUGGUUCAGAAAUCUGGAAUUGGGUUUGAUGAUCUUGAAGUUAUUGGCCAAACCAUUGCAAAAGCUGUGUCUGAAUCUGAUAGGUCUGGUUCUAAGGGAAAUGUUUCACCAACAAAAUCUGUGUCUAGUUCAAACCACCUUGAGUCUGACUCUGACAAAAUGAUUUCCAAAUAUGUUGAGUCUAGAAAAGAUGAGAUUUCUGAUGACAAAAAUUUACUUGCAAAAGUGUUUGAUCCCAAAAUAGUUUAUCAAAGUAAAUUAAGGUCUGAAUGUAAGAAAUCUGGAAUUGGAAAAGGUUUUGCACAAAAGGAAACUCUGAAUGUUGCUAAAAAGAAUUUCAAAUCUGGGAAGGGUCAGAUUAAGCAGCAAUGGGUUUCAAAAUGUGAUAAGAAUGUCAGUUCAGUCUCCCAAUCUGAGUCAGACCCUAUGCUUAGGACAAGCGUUGGUUCUAGUGUUACAUUUGGAGAUGACUCCCAAGGAAGAACUGAAGGAUUUGGAAUUUUGUCAAAUAGUCCCCUUGCUUUCAAAUUGGUUUCUUAUGUAAAUGGUUUGAAGAACAAUCUGAUUAGUGUGAGUCAAUUGUGUGAUGCUGGAUAUGAGGUAAGAUUCCGAGCUGAUAAGGGUAUUGUUCUGGAUUUGGAAGGCAAUGUGGUGUUAAUUGUAGAGAGAGAUGAUUCCUUGUAUUCUUUUGACAUGAGAAGUGCCACUGUAACAAAAGAAGUGUGUUUCAUGUCAAAGAAUCAAGAUGAGUAG